Eriocheir sinensis (Chinese mitten crab) is the source of this 2042-nucleotide messenger RNA. Its product is annotated as tripartite motif-containing protein 65-like. Bases 200 to 1798 code for a protein of 532 amino acids. Gene Ontology annotation, biological process: protein ubiquitination. Gene Ontology annotation, molecular function: ubiquitin protein ligase activity. NCBI's taxonomy places the organism in Eukaryota, Metazoa, Arthropoda, Malacostraca, Decapoda, Varunidae. The record is from RefSeq and is a predicted model, not a curated record. The transcript has a single exon.
GAUAGUCGUGAGCAGCACUCAACGACAGCCACUCCCAGGCAGAGCCGUGCCGCCCUAAAGAAGUGUCCGCCCACCACGCCCGUGACCACCCCACGGAACACUGCCACGGCGAGGAGUGUGUGUCAGACCAUCACAGCCCCUCAACACCACCACCACCACCACCACCAGCAACAACAACAACAACAAGAACAACAGCGUCAUGGAGGCUGCAGGGAGGGGCGGCAGAAUGGCAGGACAGAGACAAGUGAGGAACAUGUACACUGGCGGAAACCCUGCGGAGUGUCCAGUGUGCAUGACAGGCUAUGAUGGCACCGUGCAGAGGCCGCGCACCCUGCCCUGCGGCCACACUGUCUGCACGCUGUGCAUAGAGGAGCUGAAGGUGCAGGGCCGUGUUGCCUGCCCAGAGUGCCGCGUUAGACACGCCGUGCCCGAGGGAGUUCAGUUCCCUGUCAACUAUUCUGUUGAGGCCCUCAUAGGGAUGAUGAGAGACUCGCCGCCACCCAGUGCCGGGGAAGGAGCAGCAGCAGCAGCUGGCAAGAAGGAGGCGGCGGGUCUCUCCAAGAAAAUGCGUUCCUCCCUGCAGGAACAGGAGGCCAUAGUUGUGGCUGCCAUCACCGCCUGCCGGGAGGCUCAGUCACAGCUGGGCCAGUACCAGACGACCCUGGCAGGCUGGGGCGAGCGGCAGCAGCAGCUGGAGGACAGGCUCCUGGAACUGGUGGACCAGAGCAGGAGUGCCAGGGAGCUCCUGCAGCAGGAAGAGUCCCGUGCGGCGGCCAAGGAGGAGGAACUGAAGAAGGGGGAGCAGGGGCUGCAGGCCUUACUGGAGACGUUGCGCACCCUUACAACAGAGCAAGAACUAUUCGUGGCAAUGCUUGAAGUGUUUUGUUGCACUGGCGGGACAAAGCAGGCGGUGAAGGAGUGCCGAGAAGGUUUUCCUGAUGCCAGCACCGUCACCACCGCCAGGAAGGUGAACGUGGCAUCUAGUGCAGCCCUGGAGGCUGUCCAGGCAGCUCUGGAAACACUUCCUACAGAGGAGCCCAGGCCCCAGGCAGACUCAGACUCCACCGUCAUGGACAGACUGCACCUCAUCUGGACAGGGAGCUUGAUGGCCGAGGACCUCCGCAGCCUGACGCAGCCCGCCAGGCGCCUGCUGGAGGCUGGCCGGGUGUUUGCUGUCUACCAGGCGGAAGGUCAGCGCCGACACGCAAGAAUAAGCCUUGAAGCCGGCCAGCUGUGCCUCCACGCCCUGAAGGACCAUCCCUUGCCACGGGGCGCGGCAACCCUGCAGGUGAGCGAGGUUGUGCCACCCUCCCCCCCCUGCACGGUGUUCCUGGACCUGUCAUGGCCGGGCAAGGCGCCGCGGCGGGUCCAAAUUCGUCUGAGCCCCGACACAACGCGGGGCAGACAGUUCUUAUUGUUGUGCACGGGGCAGCGCGGCCCCUCCUACGUUAACACCAGGUUGUUCCAGGUAGUGAGGAAGGGGGAGGCGGGAGAGUUUGUGAAGGGCGGGGACUACGAGAGUAACGAUGGUGAGGGGUCAUCCGUCCUGCUGCCUGGCCUUGAUAAGGGUGCGUACUGCAAUUCAGUCCAGGCGGGGGAUGUGUUUGGGCUGGGGUGGAAUUACCGUACCCCGGAAGAGAAUGGUCAGUUUGGAAUCCGAACCAGAAAGUGUGCGGGUAAGUCGAUGUUUGUCUUCGGUGAGGUGGUGGACGGACUGCACGUGGUGGCCAAAGCAGCCCAACACAGGGACAUUAAGGAGGUGACUGUGGCGGACUGUGGCGUGGUGUUGUGUGGGUAAUGGCCACCACCAACACCACCACCACCACCACUGCAUUCUUGUAACAUCCGGGGUGAUAUUUUGCGUGAUGUUUCGUGCAUUACAUAAAUACUUGACGUAGUGUGUUAGUUUCUUGGGGCAUCCUUGUAGCAGCCAGUGUGAAGUUUCGCGCAUUUCAUAAACACUUGAUGUAAUGUGAUAAUUCCUUGGGGCAUCCUUGUAACACCUAGCAUGAUGUUUUGUGUAUUACAUAUAUAUAUAUAUA